Drosophila ficusphila is the source of this 921-nucleotide messenger RNA. RefSeq lists its product as uncharacterized. The transcript has 3 exons. The record is from RefSeq and is a predicted model, not a curated record. Bases 1 to 921 code for a protein of 306 amino acids. Lineage: Eukaryota; Metazoa; Arthropoda; Insecta; Diptera; Drosophilidae.
AUGGCCACUUGGACGGGUUCAAGAAGUCUACCCGGCGAUGACAGCGUCAUCAGAGUAGCUAUGGUCUGUACAGCUACGAGCAUCAUUAAGAGAGCCGUCACCAAAAUAGCCGUUCUGCCCAUCGAUUCCCAUAAAUUUGGAACCAUACCUCUUCCCUCGGGGGAUAAGGAUAAUAGCUUCGAUCGACUUGAUGAUCUUCUUCGUCGAUUUUGGGAGGUGGAAAGCUGCGUCGAGCCAAUUACACAUGCUACCAAGGAAGAGCUGGACUGUGAGGCGCACUUUACAAAGCAUUUCAUUCGCUCCCCUGCUGGAGACUAUUCUGUUCGGUUCCCUGCCAAGCUCAAUCUGAAAUUAUUGGGUGAGUCCUACCAGCAAGCUUAUCGUAGAUUCCUGUCCCUAGAGAGGAAGCUAGAUCGUCGGCCAGCCUUGAAGGCCCAAUAUGCGGCUUUUAUAAAGGAAUACUUUGACUUGGGGCACAUGUCAACAGUUGCUGGUUGUCGCUUCUUUUUGCCUCAUCAUUGCGUCAUAAAGGAGGAUAGUUCCACUACAAAGCUUCGCGUAGUUUUUGACGGAUCUGCCGGUUCUUCAUCAGGCUACUCUUUUAAUGACGUGCUCAUGGCAGGCCUCGUAAUUCAACAUACCCUGUUCCAGAUUCUAAUUCGAUUUCGCUCAUACCCGACAGCCAUCACUGGAGACAUUUGUAAGAUGUACCGUUGUGUCAAGGACAAGCUGCAAGUGUUUCAGCUGGACACCGUCACUUAUGGCACGAAGCCUGCAUCAUUUCUGGCUGUGCGGGCUAUGCAUCAGCUGUCAAGAGACGAGUAUUCUUCGUUUCCGCUAGGGGCUGAGGUCAUUCAGCGUGACUUUUACGUAGAUAAUCUGAUAUCUGGAGCCCAGACCGUGGACGAGGUUAUGAUGUAG